GAGGUGCCGCGCCAGGGCCAAUGAACCGAGAGCCUCGCCCACCCUCCAGAGCCCCAAAGGUGGCUUUCCGCGCCGUGGGCUGGUGGCGGCAGCUCUGAAGCAACCGGACCGUGGCUCGGUGGCUGAGCUGCAUAUGGAGCCUCAAGGGUGGACGGAGGACCUAAUGGAGGGCACAGCUCGGCGUGGUCUUCUCCGAGUGCCCUCGUAAAGCGCUUGCAUGGGAAGAAAGAAGCAAAUCCCAACUGCUGAUUUGUUGACUCAGUCGGGCCUGUUAGAAACAAGUCAGGAGCGCUGCAGGAAUUUCUCCCUCCCCCUCUGCAGAACUACUAUCCCUCUGUCUGUAGCAUAGGCUUUACUAUAGCUGCAGCUUAAAAGAUGCCUGUGAUAGACCAGGCAUUUGUGACCCUUGGUACCAAUGAUGCUUACUGCAAAGGUGCUCUGGUUCUUGGGCAGUCCUUGAGGAAACACAGGACAUCCAGAAUGCUGGCAGUACUAACUACACCUCAAGUCUCCAAAGCAAUGAGUCUUCUGUUUUUCAGGGCUGCCCUCAGUAACAUGUUUGAUGCUGUGGUUGAUGUGGAUGAAAUUGAUAGCAAAGAUGCGAUGUGCUUGGCUCUGCUGAAGAGGCCAGAACUGGGUGUAACAUUUACAAAGUUUCAUUGUUGGACCCUUACUCAGUUUAGCAAGUGUGUCUUCUUGGAUGCAGACACUUUGGUACUUUGCAAUGUUGAUGAGCUGUUUGAUCGGGAAGAACUUUCAGCUGCUCCUGAUUCUGGCUGGCCAGACUGCUUUAACAGUGGGGUCUUUGUCUUCCGCCCUUCUUUGAAAACCUUCAACCUCCUCCUGCAAUUUGCAAAUGAGUGUGGUAGCUUUGAUGGAGGUGAUCAAGGACUAUUAAAUAACUUUUUCAGCAACUGGGCAACAACGGAUAUUAGCAAACACUUGCCAUUUCUCUAUAAUAUGAGCAGCAGUGCAGUCUACACUUAUGCACCUGCGUUCAGAUAUUUUGGCAAGGAUGCAAAGAUAGUCCAUUUCUUGGGGUCAACAAAGCCCUGGAACUAUAAAUAUAAUCCUCAAACAAAAACAAUUACAGAGGAUGGUUCGGCCUCUGUGUCUGAAAGUCAGCGUUCUUUUCUGGAACUUUGGUGGGAGAUGUACAGUUCCACAAUAUUACCCUUAUUGAAAAAAGUGCAGGAAUCCUAUGAAUUGGCGCUCCGGAAAGAAAAGCCUGAUUUGAGUGAAAAUCAAAUUGAAUUUGAAGGAGCUCUUAUCUCUAGCCAUCCUUUGUCUACAUCAGUGAAUACGGAAUAUGUAAUAGAAACUACUGUAGACUCAUGUGGUGAAUUCUCUGCCAUUACUCAACCUGUACAGAAAGUGGAGAGCACUAUUGAUAUCACAGUUGCUGAGCCCUGCCAAUCAUCCACACUGCCCAAUGUGCAGCCAGGCCUUCAGCACACUGUAGAAAUGGUGGGUACAUCACUCUACUCUGACAUCUGUGAAAAAAAGAAUACACAGGAAGAAGUUACCAGCUCUGUUUCAGAACUUUCUAUUCAACCAGAACCAGACCCUCCAAGUGCAGAAGACCAACGAAGAAAAUGGGAAGAAGGCCACAUUGACUACCUCGGGAAGGAUGCCUUUGAAAACAUUCAGAAAAAAUUGGAUUCCUUUUUAUUGUAGCUCUUGCAUUUGUGCUCUUACAGCAAAAUCACUCUUACAGCAUUUGUGCUCUUGCAUUUGUGCUCUUACAGCAAAAUCAUGUAUGUAAAACUCUCUAGGGCAGGGGUCUGCAACCAGCAGCUCUCCAGAUGUUCAUGGACUACAAAUCCCAUCAGCCCCUGCCAGCAUGGCUAAUUGGUCAUGCUGACAGGGGCUGAUGGGAAUUGUAGUCCAUGAACAUGGGAAUUGUAGUCCAUGAGCCGCAGUUUGCAGACCCCUGUUCUAGGGUAAGCCCUUGGCUGUUUUGCAUAAAAAACCCAAAAACACUUAAAAAUUGCUAUACUUGGUGCAUCUGUCUUGUGGCAGUACAUUAUCUCAGAAAAUGAAUUACAAUAGGCUUAUUAAUCUGCCUAUUACUGAAUCAGAUCAUAGCUUCAUCCUGUCUCUCCUAACUAGCAUAAGCUUUCCAGGGUUGCAGGUAGCAUCAGACCUGGCCUGUUUACCUGGGAACAUUUUAACUGGAGAUGGCGGAUAAUGAACUCUGAACCUUCUAAAUGCAACCAAGAUCUUGUUGUUAGUUCCUGAUUGCACAGUCUGCCAAAUACUGCUUCCACCCAACCCAUGUUCAUUUUGCUUUGUCUUCUGCUCAAUGUGAUGCAUUUGGACAAAGCUCUUUCUGUUGGACCAACUUCUGUUUUAUAAAAGUGAGCAUCAUUUGGAAACCAAUAUCAUACUUUCUCUCAUAGAGGCUAUUGAUUACCUAUGCAUUUUUAAAUACAAAUGUAUUUAAACCACAGUGCCUCAUAAAAUGUUCUUUCACUUUCAUCUAAAGUCACGCUUGGGAAACUGUUUUAAACCAAGUAUUAUAUCCUAUAAUACUGGGCUGGAGUACAGAUCUUGGACAUGAAAAGGAAUCUUAGUCACUUGGAAGACUUGUCUAUCUCUGGUAGAUGGAUGUUCCGAGCAGUUAAGAUUCUCGUAUUCUGUCUGCAUAGCUACGGAGAUAGCUCAUUGAACUUUUUUUAAAAAUAGGAAAACCAUAUAUUGCCAGCAUCAGCAGGACCAGCUGAGUACAACUAUUCACCUUUUGGCCUGAAGGGACACACAGAAUCAGAGUAGGCAGAGCAAACGGCCUGGGGCAAUCUUCAGCAAAUGGCUGGGAGAAUCCCUUCAGCUGCUCACAAAAUGUCAGGUGCAAGUUGAGGGUGAAACUGACCAGAGAUGGGAACCAGCCUCUUCUCUUCUCUGACACCUUUUCUGUCUGGAAAGCACACCAGAAAGCUGCCUCUUUUUAAGAUGUUCCCUGGACAUUUUUGGGGGGGUGCUGAGUGAAAAGAGGCACUUUGUCUUUUUAAGAUCGCCCACAAAUGUCUUCUUUGUGCUAUGCAGAAUGGACCAGACUCAGGUCAUUAUCAGUACACCACAUAUGAAGCACUGAUGUGUAGAAGACUGAUACAGAUCCACUGGAAUCCGGCAAUCCCCAGACCAUAUGCAUGCAGUGAGCCCAUAGAGCCACCUGGAAGCAUCUUUGUUAUCAUCAUCCCUCUUCCCCUCCCCAAGCUUGUGUCAAAUUACUUAUGCUUCAGUGACUGACUGUCAGCUCUUUCUGAAUUGCUAUCCCUGCUUGGGGACAGGAUACUUGGAGUUGUGAGCCACAGUUGAAAAAUGGAUCAUUGCCCUUCCUGGCUAACUAAAUUCUGCUAGAAGUUGAGAUUCCUUUUAGCUAGGGUAAUUAACUCAUCACUGGUAGAAGAUAAUUUUCCUAAGAAUGUAAAACAUAAUGCUGAGACCACUGCUUUAAAAAGCCUUCUCCAUCCAACUCUUCCUUGGAUAUUUAUAGGUUUGUAUCCAGUCUUUCCUAUUUUGGGCAAAUUGAGUGUGUGGUGGCAUAGACAAGGGUGGGAUUCAGCAGGUUCGCACCACUUCGGCAGAACCAGUUGUUAAAAUGGUGCUUGUAAACAAUCAGUUGUUAAAUUAUUAUAAUUCCCACCACCGGAACCUGUUGUUAAAUUAUUUGAAUUCUACCACUGGGCAUAGGAACUGAAUGGCAUCACUUCCCUUUUUCCAUUCAGUAUGAUUAAGGACUGGGGAUGACUGAAAGGGGGAAUGACUUUUCCUGUCUUGGAUAUGAUGGUCCCCCCAUUUUCCCCCCAUCUACUUUUAGUUCCUAAAUUGUCUUCCCUUUCUAGACUUGGGGCCUGAUUAAGUAAUACAUUAAGUGCAAAUUGGGUCAGAGAAAACCUCAAACCAACUAGCGUUUAAUGUGUAACCUGAGACUUGCCUUAAAAACAGAAUGUGGAAGCAAAGUCAACUUUCAAGCAUGACAUUACAUAUUAGCAGGAGGUGCUUCAGCAUCCCCUUCUAAAAUGGUCAUGGGGGGAGGUUAAGCUGUUUGUCCCACUACCUAGUGAAAACAUGCAGGAUGGAAAGGAGGACAUGUUGAAGCCCUACUUGCUGUAGCACAGUGCUGGGAAGGCAAUUUUUACCCUAGCCCUUAUUUUUUUAAGGUGAGUCCCAGAUCACUCAUUAAAAGCGAGUUAGUUGGCAUUUCCCCCAAUCUAGCUUCCUUUGUGGUCUAAUCAGAUCCUCAGUCAAUCUUGCUAUUACAUAUUUCUGUAACCUCCUGCUUGGAUUACUGCAGGAAGCAUUAAAUGGGACUGCCCUUGAAGAUAAAAGAAGCUUAAUGCUAAAUUGAGGUUCUUGCCUCUUAUUAGAUGCUGGUGCCAUAUGCACUGUAAGCUGGCUUUAAAAGGGCUUCACUGGCUGCCUAUGUGCUUGGUUGUCGCCAUCAACCCUUUCAAGAUCAAGGAUCCCCAGACUGACGUAUCACUUCUCUUGGUAUGAAUAAUCCAAAUGUCAACCUAGGUCCUCUUGCGAGUCUGUUUGCACCUCUUACCAGUCUGUCUAUGCAAUACAAUUCCAUUUGCCAUGGGCAGACCUUCAGGGCAAAAUCUUGUUCCUGUUGUGUUAUAGCAGCAAUCUUAUGGAAUGGAGAGCUUUGUUGCAGGCAAUUUUCUGUGAGUAUGGCAGCCUUCUGUGGUAGGGCUUUUUCACAUAACUAUAAAGCAUGUUUCGUCGGGUAAUGAGAUUUUUUAAACAGGUCUGUGAUGUUUCAGUGGUGAUCUGAAUUGCGUAUGUUUUAAUGUGUUUCAUUAUUUACGCUGCCUGGAAUGAAGGGUAAGACAAGAUAACAUUUUUGAAUGAAUAAAUGUUGAGGCAAAAGGUAAAGUUAGACAAAGACCUGCCAUUUUGUCUUUUGGCUCAUUUCAUACACUCUGCGCGCGCGUGUGUGUGUGUGUGUGUGUGUGAGAGAGAGAGAGAGAGAGAGAGAGAGAGAAUGCCAGGACAGCAGCAUAAGACUAUAGCAGUAAUCCAUACGUGGGUUCUGAAUUAUCUCCAUUGUUUCCUUCUCACGAACCUUUAGGGAAAGUUGCUCCUUCCCUCCCCGGUGAACAAAAUUGAUACAAUGGUCCCAGGGCAAUGAACCUUUUUCUGUUUAAAAAAUGAAUACAAAUUAUCUGAAUUUUGUCAAACACUUGCUAAAUUACCAUUAAAUGUACUAGAGACUCUGGUUAAUUAGCUUAUUGAAACAAGAAACUUCCUAUAAAUGAUGCUUAUAUAGUUCUUCAUAUCAUCGUGUAAGUUGCUGUGAAACUUUUUCUUUUCUUUUUCUUUCUCCUCUUCUUCUAUUAUUUAAUUUGUAUACCACCCUCCCCCAAAAGGCUCAGGGCAGUGCAUAACAAGAUAAUAACAACAUCAAUAAACAUUACAUUGUAGAACAACCAUUUUUUGACAGCUAUUGGACUGGCCUAUUUAUAUAGCAGGUUAACCCCAUUACUUUGGGGGCAGUUGUGAAGAGACCUAGCUGUUUGUAAACUUAGAACCUCAUAUGUUUUAAAUUGCAUAUAUAGUCCUACACAUAACUGAAAACAGAGAUGAUAGCAUAUUUUUUCAGACAAAAGGGAUGGAAUUGAAACAAAUUAUUAUUUUCCUCUCUGCAUGUUUUUUUUCUGAGCCAACAAGACUAUCACCUAUCACCCUUAUUACUUUAACAGAUCCUUGAUGAUAGAGAUAGUUUAUGGAAUGAACUUAUUGAAGAAGAUACAAUAUCCUUUGGUGUGGUUCUGGGAUAAUUCUUACUAGAAACUUCAUUUGUAAAUUUAUCCAUAUAUAGGCAAACUUCAUUUGUAAAUUUAUCUAUAUAUAGGCAAUAUGAAACCAUUGCCAAGACAAGAAAAUAUAUUUUACCCACUAUCUAAUUGGAAACAUAUUAAGAUAAUUUCUACUAAAACGUAUAUUCUUCCUCUUACUGUGGAUGUCUCAUAAUUAGAAAGGUCAGAUUGUAAACUGACCAAUAUUAUUUAAUAGAAAUGGAUUCCUUAAGUAGGUGUUGAUACAUACCGUAUUUAGUUUUGAAAGCUUCAAGGGGGAACUACAAGGGUGUUCCCUGUCAAUAUCUGCAUUUUACAUGUAUACUUUCUAAUCUUGUGUGAAUAAAUAGUGAUUUUGUAAAUAUCUAAAGCCUAGCAAAUAAUGGGACAUUCUUUGUGUUCCACUCAUUAGUUUUAUUUGCAUUUUUAUUAAAUGGUUCAAAUGAAAAAAA
Molecule: messenger RNA, 6259 nt
Organism: Sphaerodactylus townsendi
Lineage: Eukaryota; Metazoa; Chordata; Lepidosauria; Squamata; Sphaerodactylidae
Gene: GYG2
Product: glycogenin 2
Exons: 11
Coding region: 376-1677 (433 amino acids)
Cellular component (GO): cytoplasm
Molecular function (GO): glycosyltransferase activity
Source: RefSeq, a predicted model, not a curated record